CAGAGGGACGGCGCUACGGCUCCCACGCUGGGCCAAACGCCUCCGGCAGUUGGGCCGGGGUGCGUCUCCUCCUUCCGGCCGGCCCUAGCCGGGGUCGAGUGAGGGGGUCGCGUCCUGCGCCCUGACCCUCUGCGCCAUGCGCCCGUCCCGUUGUCGCAGCUCCCGGGCACAGGGUCGCCCUCAGACCCGUCCUCCAGUGCUGCCGGCCUGCUGUGUGCUCCGGGACCCUGGCGCUGCCGCGGAGAGGGCACCGGGCCAACAGUUCUCUCAAGGGUCAGCUGAGAAAUCCCAGGCCUAGGCACCUAUGACACCUAUGCUGGCCGCCUGGACACUGCACCACCACCGUGAGCUAGUGCUGCCGCUGGGGCCAAAUGCCGGUUAUGCCCAUCCCCCGACGGGUGCGCUCCUUCCAUGGCCCGCACACCACCUGCCUCCACGCAGCCUGUGGGCCAGUGCGGACCUCCCACCUGGCGCGCACCAAGUACAACAACUUCGACGUGUACAUCAAGACCCGCUGGCUCUAUGGCUUCAUCCGCUUCUUACUGUAUUUCAGCUGCAGCCUCUUCACAGCGGCGCUGUGGGGCGCGCUGGCCACGCUCUUCUGUCUGCAGUAUGUGGGUGUGAGGGUGCUGCUGCGCUUCCAGCUCAAGCUGUCCGUGCUGCUGCUGCUGCUGGGCCGAAGACGCGUGGACUUCCGCCUCAUGAACGAGCUGCUCAUCUAUGGCAUUCAUGUGACCAUGCUGCUGGUCGGAGGCCUGGGCUGGUGCUUCAUGGUCUUUGUGGACAUGUGAGGGCCCAGUCUCCCCAGGGCUCUUGACUGUGCCCGGGCAUGCUCCAUUUCUUGAUGAGUAGGGCCAGUCAGGGCCUUUGCUGCCCCAUCCUGUGGGUGAGGCCCACAGCACACACUCCCAUGGGGAGAGAAAAGGGCUGAGACUACUCCACAAUCCUGCUGGCUUGUGCGCUACCCUCCUGUGUGAUUCCCUUGGCCUCCUGCCUCUGGUUGCUGCCUGCACUUAUUCAGGUUGUCCUGUGGGUGGCCUCUUCUGGCCAGUCGGCACCUUGAGACCCUCUGUGUGACACACCCCCAACAUCAGACCCCCACAAGUGGUUUGAAAGACCCUGGGACAUAGAGGAGUGCCUUCCAGCUGCAUAUCCCUUCCUGUACCCUGGUUGUGGCCCCAGCCUCAGGGACCCGUCAAGCUCUACUAGCAGACACACUACUGCCACAAACUCCUCCCAGCUGCCUGAGUCCUAUGCCCAUAGAUCACCCUAUGCUGUGCUGAGGGGCUAAGUUGGUCAUGAUCCCCAGGCAGGCCUUAGGUAAAGUCCAACAGAAUGCCACAGAUGGCACUGGCAGGUCCUUGGUGCAGGGCCACCCAGGGUGGCACAAGUUCCCAUCUGCCCUCCCUCUGAGCAGGUCUUCUGAGUUUCAGGCUGAUCCUGGAAUUCCAUGUAGAGGUCCUGGGAGGCCACUCCCAUUUUAGCAUUUGGGGGCCCUUUUGGCCUCUCUGAAGGAUGGAGACCUGUUGGCCUCCGGCAACUGUCUGAGAUCUUGAACAAGCCAGCCUUGGAGAACCCAGACCAAUAGCAUUUUCUCCAGCGGCUUUUGCCAGCCUAGUGGAUGGCCUUAAUGGGCCAGCUGUUCCCUCGAUGUUUGUAGCUUUUAGAGCACCCUGGGGGUGUGAGACAAAAUGCAGGCAGUACCUGGCCUGUCUGGUUUGUCAGUGGAGUGCGUGGCUCAUGGGGACCUGGGUGGCAGGUGAAGUACUAUUAUCACCAGGGGCAGGACACCGGAUGGAUCCUGUGAAUACUUGCUUCACUCAAAAUUGUUGUCAUCCCCAUGCCCUGGGCAUGUGUGUGGCCCUUUUGGCCCUGCCUUGCCAGGUAGACCAGUGGCUGGCAGUCUGAAGACAGUUGUGUUCCACUGAAGAAAAACAGAUUUCUCCAAACAGGGCAGGCAAGCAAAAACACAUGGCUGUUGACCCAGCUCUUUAAUUUAUAGUCAACUUCCGUCCACUAGCAGGAGGGCUCUGCACGAAGUCUGUCUGCUCCCAAGGACUGGCAGGAGCCUCCCCAGUGGACCCUGCUGCUUGCUGCAGAUUUUUUGCACUAAAUCAUGCUCUUUCCUCAAAGAAGCUUUGUUCUGCAUUAAUUAGCUCCUUUUCCUCAGAGCUGUCGAUGCCCCCCUUGCUGGGUGAUGGGGUGGGAGUGUUAGGGUUGGUAGUUGGAAGGGAUGGCUGUGCCAAAUGUCAGUGGCAGUGCCAGGGGAUAAGAAAACUCUGUCACAUGUUGCACACUCAGCCUUCCCAGCGUCCCGAGUGCCUGUUAAAUUCUUUAUGAGAUGAACCACCUGCAUUAAACCUAUUUUUUUAAUGUG
Messenger RNA from Jaculus jaculus (lesser Egyptian jerboa), 2377 nucleotides. It is a transcript of the gene Tmem250, whose product is annotated as transmembrane protein 250. The record is from RefSeq and is a predicted model, not a curated record. Lineage: Eukaryota; Metazoa; Chordata; Mammalia; Rodentia; Dipodidae. The coding region runs from base 372 to 791 and encodes 139 amino acids. The transcript is spliced from 2 exons.